AUGGCAGCAUACGAAAGACCAAUGAUACGGCUCGAGCAAUUCAAGACACAGCAUGAACUCGCCCGGAACUUUUACGACGACUAUGACUUUUGUCCACUUUUAUGUUCUGACGACGUCAUCGAGCAUCGUCAAAGGAUUCAGCAACGGAUAUCACCGCAGUCAUCGCCAAGCACAUCGCCUGCUUCGGGAUCCCAUACACGGGCUAUUCCAAUCAUCGAUCCAGCAAAAAGGACUCAGGUCUCUGUACCAAAUAGCAAACUUGCAUCAUGGCCUGGACUUCCAAGCAGUAGCAAUAGCAACAGCAAUAGAGCCGCCAAGAUGCGCACGUCUCGAGCCAUUCGUAUCAUCGAUCCUACAUCUGGGCAUCCCGUUACUGGCGGGUAUGAUCACCACUACCAUCAUCAACAAGCACUUCAUCACCACCAAGCACUUCAGCCAACAUUCGAUUAUUACGACGUUUCUGUCCGGUAA
Messenger RNA from Zychaea mexicana, 471 nucleotides. RefSeq lists its product as uncharacterized. The transcript has 3 exons. The coding region runs from base 1 to 471 and encodes 156 amino acids. The record is from RefSeq and is a predicted model, not a curated record. NCBI's taxonomy places the organism in Eukaryota, Fungi, Mucoromycota, Mucoromycetes, Mucorales, Lichtheimiaceae.